GGACACUAAGUUAGUGAAUGGAUUUGCUGACCUUAGGAGGCUUUAUUUCUAAGCUUAACGGAAGCUCGGUAGGUUCUGUUUCGUUUACUAUGCACGAGAUGAGGACAGCAAAGACAAUACACCAAUACACCCGGCUUUCGUAAGGACCUCUGAUUUGCGCAACAAACUAAUACAAUCCCGCUGCCGAUGUCCCAGUCAGUUCCUCCCCUCCUACCUGCUGAGCGGUCGUGAGAAGCUGCUAUGAGCAUUCGAUGCGAUACAUCCCCUGAAUAUUCUUCCACAGCGUACUUCCGCGCAUCCGCCCUCAAACGUUUAUUAAUACGGGAAUGCCAAUACAUAGAACCAUGGGUUCAAAGAGUAGAGGCAUUGCCGACACUCGAUAUACUGUUACUGUUAGCGCGCCGGCCGCUUUGAGUGCGGUACCGGAUACCGCAAGUGACAAGAGCCAUUGGUUACGAGAUACGACAGACAGGGGAAAGGUGAAGGGAUUCAGGAAUCCAUGGAAGAGUGCUCAUGAUUUUUCUUUUCCCGAAAUAUUCAAGGCCAUGGUCCAUCACAAGUUUUUGUCCGGAAACAGCCAGAGGCCUGAUACUACACCACCAACUGUCUCAGUUGUCGAACCUACGUUUCUAUCAUCAAGAACAAAUCCACAGACUCUGCGUGCAACCUGGCUGGGACACGCUUGCUACCAUGUUGAAUUUCCCACCGGACUACGGGUUCUGUUCGAUCCUGUUUUCGAAGACCGCUGUUCUCCUUUCUCCUGGUUAGGUCACAAAAGAUUCACCCCUAGGCCAUGCGACAUCUCCGAUAUACCAGCUAUUGAUUGUGUUAUUAUAAGCCACUCCCACUACGACCAUCUUUCUUAUCCCACCGUCCUAGAAAUCCAAAAAUAUCACCCAUCCGUCCAAUUUUGUGUCCCUUUGGGUCUUAAAAAAUGGUUUGCGGACUGCGGUAUUAAUAACGUCAUUGAACUCGAUUGGUGGGAGGACGUGGAAUUGACGUUGUCUAAAUCAACAGAGAAAAGACCUGUCACAAGUUCUCCAACAGUUGAUCCCUCGAAUGACGACAUUACAGCGAGGAUUUCUUGUCUCCCUUGCCAACAUACAUCUGCGCGCUCCCCUUUUGAUAAAGCAGCCACGUUGUGGGCUUCAUGGUCAAUUGCUUCUGGUAGCAAGUCAGUAUACUUCGCUGGUGAUACCGGUUAUCGUGCAGUUCCACGCUUGCCUAAAGGUGUUGAUGACUGGGGUCCGGAGCUAGCGCAUCUUCCUGUGUGCCCAGCCUUUAAGCAAAUCGGUGAAUUUCGGGGUCCCUUUGAUCUUGGGCUGAUUCCAAUAGGAGCAUAUAUGCCACGUCACGUUUUGAGCCCCGUGCACUCGAAUCCGUAUGAUUCCGUUGAGAUUUUCAAAGACACACAGUGUAAAAAAGCCAUGGGUAUACACUGGGGAACAUGGGCCGUAGCAGAAGAAAAUGUGCUGGAGCCACCACAGUUGCUCAAGGAAGCGUUGACUAAAAGUGGACUCCCUGAGACAGGGCUGUUCGAUAUUUGUAAUAUUGGAGAGAGUAGGGAGUUUUAAAUGCUUUUUAACAUACCCGGGUAUUACUACAACAACUUGCCGAUAACCCAGGGUGAGAAGAAUGGACAAUUAAAGAUUAUUUUACAUACUGCACUACUUCGAGGCCUCGAUCCCGUUGUGGUUACCAAGACAAGAUACAGAAUUUUCAUACCAAUCCAGUAAUGCCGCUUCC
Talaromyces stipitatus ATCC 10500 is the source of this 1746-nucleotide messenger RNA. RefSeq lists its product as hypothetical. Gene Ontology annotation, molecular function: N-acylphosphatidylethanolamine-specific phospholipase D activity; zinc ion binding. Gene Ontology annotation, cellular component: cytoplasm; membrane-bounded organelle. The record is from RefSeq and is a predicted model, not a curated record. Lineage: Eukaryota; Fungi; Ascomycota; Eurotiomycetes; Eurotiales; Trichocomaceae. Gene Ontology annotation, biological process: N-acylethanolamine metabolic process; N-acylphosphatidylethanolamine metabolic process. Bases 327 to 1574 code for a protein of 415 amino acids. The transcript has 3 exons.